This is a messenger RNA of Raphanus sativus (radish), 1504 nucleotides long. Its product is annotated as VAN3-binding protein-like. The record is from RefSeq and is a predicted model, not a curated record. NCBI's taxonomy places the organism in Eukaryota, Viridiplantae, Streptophyta, Magnoliopsida, Brassicales, Brassicaceae. Bases 174 to 1418 code for a protein of 414 amino acids. The transcript has 8 exons.
CAUGCCAUCAAACCUUUUUUCAAAAAAAAAAAAAAUAAUAAAGGGUAGAACCCACAUCAAACUAAAAAAGUAAAGUAAUUAACCAUUUCCUUCUUUCGUACCCAAUAACAUAAAUAUUUGAUCAAUCAACAAAUCGAAAAUCGAAAAUCUUUGAAAACAAAAAAGAAAACACUAUGGAACUAUCUCUAGCAUUAACAUCAACAGAUCAUCAGCAUCAGGUUAACAAUAAUCCAUCACCUUCAGAAGCACAUCCAGACACUAUGGAUUUUCUAUCUCGAGAAUGGUGUAAUUUUGCUGUCCAGUCGCUUCAGCCCGACCAUAUCAUCUACGACCGUUCCAUUGUCCCCGUAGAGACAUCACUCGCCAAGUUUCAAGGCGACUUAAGUCUUGUUCCUUGUGGUAUGGAUAAGAGUAUGAAGAUGGGCGAUGCAGAUUUUAAGCCCUCUAUGCCUUCAUGGAAAACCAAUGAUGUCAAGUCAUGGAUAUGGAUGCAACAAGCAAUGCACCCGGAGUUGAGCUACGAUGGCUUCUUCCACAAGAAACUUAAACUUCCUUGGAAGAUUACGCCAUCCAUAAAGAAAUGGUGGAAAGAGAUUAAGGCCAAACGAAAAGAAGAAGUGAGGCUACAGAGAGCUGAAGUCCACGCCGCCGUUUCAUUAGCCGGUCUGGCUGCAGCUCUAGCCGCCGUAGCUUCAGAGAACGCUGGGAAAGACGGUUGCAAUGGUCGACCAACAACUAAAGAGACAGCCGUGGCUUCUGCUGCGGCUGUGGUAGCGGCGCAGUGUGCUCAGAUGGCAGAGACAAUGGGAGCAAACAGAGACCAGCUCAGCGCAAUGAUUGGUUCCGCUAUGACUGGGACAAGUGUUAGUGAGAUACUCACUCUCACUGCCUCAGCUACAACUUCUUUGAGAGGUGCUGCGACGUUGAAAGCAAGAAGAGGUUGCAAGAUCAAUAGAUUGAACGGCUCUGUGCCUGUGUUACCUAUCGAAGACUCCUCUGAUUUGCUUCCUGAAUUUGACAAGAAUACAUCUCUUCUUGCUAAAGGAACCGAUCUCUCCGUUGAGACACCAGAUGGGGAUUUCAAGGUUAGGACAGUGUCUAUAGUCUUAAACAAGGACAGGAAGGUGAUUCUUAAAAUGAAGAAACAUAACCUGCUCAGGACCAAGAAAGAAUGUAUUGUGACGAAUGUUCAUGUGGAACUUUAUAAAGAUUCGGAGAGCGAAGACAACAACAUAGAAGACACUUGUUAUCUCAUUGUCCUGAAGACGAACAGAGGAGCUAUCAAACUAGACAUGGAGGACGAUUACGGCCGUUACAAGACAUGGGUCACAACGAUUCAACACAUGCUCACUCUCUCUUCUUCUUCUUCUUCUUCCUUCCGUACAAAAUACGAUCUCACUUUCUACAACAAAAACUGAAAUGUUUCUUAGUUUUGUUGUUCAAUUUCUCUAUGUAAUUUACUUUAAUUUGCAUGUUUAUUUUUAUAUCCUCCUCUGUUUCUUUU